Labrus mixtus (cuckoo wrasse) is the source of this 1369-nucleotide messenger RNA. It is a transcript of the gene dnajc15, whose product is annotated as DnaJ (Hsp40) homolog, subfamily C, member 15. NCBI's taxonomy places the organism in Eukaryota, Metazoa, Chordata, Actinopteri, Labriformes, Labridae. The transcript is spliced from 6 exons. Gene Ontology annotation, cellular component: PAM complex, Tim23 associated import motor. Bases 34 to 483 code for a protein of 149 amino acids. The record is from RefSeq and is a predicted model, not a curated record. Gene Ontology annotation, biological process: protein import into mitochondrial matrix. Gene Ontology annotation, molecular function: ATPase activator activity.
GGGUGAUCACGUGACUUUUGACAGUCGGGCAACAUGGCGAACACCGGCGGAAUGACCGUGGACGGAGGAGACAUGCGAUACUCUGAAUACAGUCCAAAAACUAACGCAAGGAGCGAUGCAGAGAUAGACAGACGGCUGGGAGGGACUCUGAUUGCGGUCGGUCUCGGUGUUGCUGCUGCAGGUUUUGCAGGUCGCUAUGCAUUCCAGCUGUGGAAGCCCCUCGGUCAAGUCUUCUCCGAGACGGUCAAGAAAAUGCCAACAUCAGCUUUCUCCACAUAUUAUAAAGGAGGAUUUGAGCAGAAGAUGUGCAGGCGAGAGGCCAGCCUUGUUCUCGGCAUCAGCCCAACCAGCGCUAAGGCCAAAGUACGCGAGGCCCAUCGGAGGAUCAUGGUCCUGAACCACCCAGAUAAAGGUGGGUCGCCGUACCUCGCAGCUAAGAUCAAUGAGGCUAAAGAUCUUUUGGACAAGGAGUCCCGACGAUGACCUGCUCGGUUAACCAACACUUAAAGACUUCAGUCGUCUCGUGCAUGAAGCUCUGUAGUAUUUCUUCAGUGUCAUCAACAUCACAUCAGGACAUCCACUCUGGCUCCUGGAGGGGAAAAAAAAAAAGUCAUGACAGGUCAUUUCUUAACAUGGCUCCUUUACUUUGACCAUUUUGAAAAUGUGUGUGAACCAACAGUGCAGAAUAUUGCUUUGAAAUAACCUCUUUUAAAAAAAUUGGUUCUAGUGAUAUUUAGGGUAGCUGCUCUACAUUCAGUUUGAUUAAAAUAAAGGCGCAUUACCGGCGGUAAACAUAGACUGCCGUACAGAAUUGGAUGUAGCCUUUGGGUCUGAAUAAUGUAGCCAAAGAAGAAACGCCUCAAACCUGCAUUCUUUCUAAUGACCAGCAGAGGGCACUUCUACAUAAAUUAAGAAAAGACAAAACUGUUCGGAGCAUUGUCGAAAUGUGUUAUCCGAGUGACCAUUUCCCUGACAAGUUAAAGGUCUCAAAUCUUAUUCAGCACAGUAUGAAGUUUUUGUAAAUCAUGGACACUGACAGAGUCUGGCCCUGAAUCAGACUGUUCAGUUAAUGCACAGUAUAGUCCAGGGCCAGACUGCUUUGUGAAUGAUCUUUCAAACAGAAUGGUCGUGUAAAAAUGUGUAUCCAACUUCCAGUCCAAAUGACCAAAGGCUACAAGAUUGUAGCUCACAAACAGACUGUUCAUGUUUGCCAGCUCUGCUUCGUUCAGAAAGCCUGUGUGUGUUUAAAAAUGAUAUUUUUUAGUUUAAAAUUCUGAUUGAAGGUAUUAGGGAACAAUAUAUAUUUAAGGAACAGUAGAAUAACAUUUGUACUGUUUCAGUGUUGAAGUUGUGGAACUUUUUUUAAAUA